This is a messenger RNA of Aplysia californica (California sea hare), 837 nucleotides long. RefSeq names its product dnaJ homolog subfamily C member 9. The record is from RefSeq and is a predicted model, not a curated record. Lineage: Eukaryota; Metazoa; Mollusca; Gastropoda; Aplysiida; Aplysiidae. Gene Ontology annotation, molecular function: heat shock protein binding. Gene Ontology annotation, cellular component: nucleus; cytoplasm.
CAGUUGACCCCGGAAGUAGUAACACAAACAAGGGCGUGAACUAUGAAUUGACGCGAAACGCCCCUGUCAACCAAAGAUUCUCUGCAAAAAUUAGUAAUCUUGAGGAUCUGUGCAUCAACUUCAGAGCCAGGACAGGCCAGAUUUAGAUUGGAAUUUAGAUUACAAACUUCAAUCGCAGUUUACUUUAGUCUCUCUCUCUCUUUUGGCCGGACUUUACGGUCACCACAAGACCUAAAUCUAGAUCUACUUCACAUAGCAAUAAUGCCGAAACUUCUUGAAAACUGCAAGACCCUUUUUCAUACAGAUUGUUUGUAUGGAGUUCUUGGUGUCACCAAGGACGCAACACAGAAAGAGUUGAAAAAGGGCUAUCACAGACGCUCUCUGGCAUAUCAUCCGGACAGAGCGGAGAAUGAGGACAAGGCUGCUGCCACGGAAAAGUUUCAAGUCCUUGGUCAAGUCUACAGCAUUCUUUCUGACCAGGCUCGCAGGGCGGAAUAUGAUGAGACAGGUGGUGUGGAGGAGGAGGUGAGUGUGGAUGAGGACAAGGACUGGGACCAGUACUGGAGGCUUCUCUUCCCCAAGGUCACGCAGAAGGACGUGGAGGAGUUUACCGAGAACUAUAGAGGUUCUGAUGAAGAGAUAGAGGACCUGAAGAAUGCCUACCUGGCAAGCGAAGGCGAUAUGUCCGUUGUCAUGGAUACGGUUCUGUGCUGCACCUACGAGGACGAGCCUCGCUUUACGAAAAUCCUCAAGGAUCUCAUCAAGAGCGGGGACCUCCCAGAUUUUGACAAGUUCUCGAAAGAGAACAAAAGGAGUAAAAAUGGCCGGUUGAAGAAG